CGUGUUUGAAAAGAAGAUAUAUAAGGAAGCUAUCAACAUUAUUCCUAUAGUCACCGAUUCCGCCAUGAUCGGAGUUAUAAAGAUUGGCUUAAUAUGCUUUAUAGCAGUGGUUGCUUCGGUCAAAUCCGAAGCCCCUGUUUUAAAACUCGACUUACCAGCGCUAAAACCAAUUGCGUCAACAUACGAAUUUCGACUGGACACGCCAGUUGUGAAAUCCGCACCUUAUCCUGCCCCAGCUCCGGUAUACAGUGCACCGAGAAUCGAGCUACCCAUAGCGAAAUCUGCGCCAUACCCUGCCCCAGCACCUGCAUAUGGCGUUCCAGCAAUACCGAGAAUAGAACUUCCUGCGCCAAAACCAAUUGCAACUGCGUACGAAUACCGGGUGGAGACUCCUGUGGUGAAAUCUGCACCCUACCCAGCACCCGCACCUGUCUAUGGAGUACCACGAGUGGAAGUCCCCGUCAUUCCACGAAUUGAACUUCCUGCACCUAAACCAAUUGCAACUGCGUACGAAUACCGGGUGGAGACUCCGGUGGUGAAAUCUGCACCCUACCCAGCACCCGCACCUGUCUAUGGAGUACCACGAGUGGAAGUCCCCGUCAUUCCACGAAUUGAACUGCCUGCACCCAAACCAAUUGCAACUGCGUACGAAUACCGGGUGGAGACUCCGGUGGUGAAAUCUGCACCCUACCCAGCACCCGCACCUGUCUAUGGAGUACCACGAGUGGAAGUCCCCGUCAUUCCACGAAUUGAACUUCCUGCACCCAAACCAAUUGCAACUGCGUACGAAUACAGAGUGGAAACUCCGGUGGUGAAAUCAGCACCAUACCCAGCACCUGCACCUGUGUAUGGAGUACCACGAGUUGAACUUCCUGCUCCAAAACCAAUUGCAACUGUGUACGAGUACCGCGUCGAGACUCCAGUAGUGAAAACAGCACCGUACCCAGCACCUGCACCGGUAUACGGUGUACCCCGCAUUGAGCUACCAGCACCCAUCGCCAAGAUAGAAACACCAAUAGUGAAAUCCGCACCAUACCCCGCUCCAGCGCCCGUAUACGGCGCUCCAGUGAUACCCAGAAUUGAAUUGCCUGCACCAAAACCAAUUGCAACUGCGUACGAAUACAGGGUGGAAACUCCAACGGUGAAAUCUGCACCAUAUCCGGCACCUGCACCUGUCUAUGGAGCGCCCGUCAUUCCACGAAUUGAACUUCCUGCACCUAAACCAAUUGCAACUGCGUACGAAUACCGGGUGGAGACUCCAGUAGUGAAAUCCGCACCUUACCCAGCACCUGCACCCGUGUAUGGAGCACCACGCGUUGAAAUACCCGCGAUUCCGCGAAUUGAACUUCCAGCUCCAAAACCAAUCGCCACAGCCUAUGAAUACAAAGUCGAAACGCCCCUUCUCAAAUCUCUCCCUCUUCCAGCACCCGUAUAUGGCGUACCGAGGAUAGAACAACCGGCUCCGGUUUACGGUAUACCAAGAAUCGAGUUACCUGCCCCAAAACCCAUCGCCACAACAUACGAGUUCAAAGUUGAGACGCCUUUACCAAAAGUCGAAGUGGUCAGAUCCGGACCGUAUCCGGCGCCGGCCGCUGUCUACGGACCACCAGCUGCCAGAGUCGAUAUACCAAUAGAAAAAACAGUAUUGCCAACGUUACCAUCCGCGUCACUACUUUUAGCUAAAUUAGACUUGCCCGCUCCCUUGCCUUUACAUUAAAUGCGAAAAUAAGGCUACGUUGUAUCCAUUUGGGUAUAGUAGAUACAUUAUAUUGUGCAUAUGACCGUUAUAUAUUAUUUAUA
This is a messenger RNA of Photinus pyralis (common eastern firefly), 1800 nucleotides long. RefSeq names its product skin secretory protein xP2-like. Lineage: Eukaryota; Metazoa; Arthropoda; Insecta; Coleoptera; Lampyridae. The coding region runs from base 65 to 1717 and encodes 550 amino acids. The transcript has 2 exons. The record is from RefSeq and is a predicted model, not a curated record.